Arabidopsis arenosa is the source of this 1722-nucleotide messenger RNA. NCBI's taxonomy places the organism in Eukaryota, Viridiplantae, Streptophyta, Magnoliopsida, Brassicales, Brassicaceae. The record is from the annotation of a GenBank genome assembly.
UUGAUCAUCUCUUUCUCCGGUUAAGGUCUCAGGACUUCUCAGAUUUGAAUUAUAUACAUGGGAAAUUGUUGUGCUAGCCCCGGUUCCGAAACCGGGAGUAAGAAUGGGAAACCAAAGAUCAAAAGUAACCCGUUUUACAGCGAGGCAUACACUACAAAUGGAUCUGGAACUGGCUUCAAGCUCUCUGUUUUGAAAGAUCCAACAGGGCAUGAUAUAUCUCUUAUGUAUGAUCUGGGGCGUGAGGUUGGUCGCGGAGAGUUUGGUAUUACAUACUUGUGCACUGAUAUCAAAACGGGCGAGAAGUAUGCUUGCAAGUCUAUAUCAAAGAAGAAGCUUAGAACAGCUGUGGAUAUAGAGGAUGUUAGAAGGGAAGUUGAGAUAAUGAAGCAUAUGCCUAAGCACCCGAAUAUCGUGUCGCUCAAGGAUGCCUUUGAGGACGAUGAUGCAGUGCAUAUAGUUAUGGAGUUGUGUGAAGGGGGUGAGCUUUUUGAUCGGAUUGUUGCAAGAGGUCAUUACACUGAACGAGCUGCUGCUGCAGUAAUGAAGACUAUUCUUGAAGUUGUUCAGAUAUGCCAUAAACAUGGAGUGAUGCAUCGGGAUCUAAAGCCGGAGAACUUUCUCUUUGCAAAUAAAAAAGAGACAUCAGCCCUUAAAGCCAUAGAUUUUGGAUUAUCAGUCUUCUUCAAGCCUGGUGAGGGAUUCAACGAGAUUGUUGGAAGUCCUUAUUACAUGGCACCAGAGGUACUUAGGCGAAAUUAUGGACCUGAGGUUGAUAUCUGGAGUGCUGGAGUUAUCCUUUAUAUCCUGCUCUGUGGUGUCCCACCAUUUUGGGCCGAGACUGAACAAGGGGUGGCUCAGGCAAUCAUUAGGUCAGUUAUCGACUUUAAGAGGGAUCCAUGGCCGAGAGUUUCUGAGACUGCCAAAGACCUUGUGAGGAAGAUGCUCGAACCUGACCCCAAAAAACGGCUUUCUGCUGCACAAGUACUCGAACAUUCUUGGAUACAAAAUGCAAAGAAGGCUCCAAAUGUUUCACUCGGCGAGACGGUGAAAGCAAGACUCAAACAGUUUUCUGUUAUGAACAAGCUCAAGAAAAGAGCGCUACGGGUGAUAGCCGAACACUUGUCAGUGGAGGAAGUAGCUGGCAUCAAGGAAGCAUUUGAGAUGAUGGACAGUAAAAAGACGGGAAAGAUAAACCUCGAGGAGCUUAAAUUUGGACUUCAUAAACUCGGACAGCAGCAGAUACCUGAUACUGAUCUACAGAUCCUGAUGGAAGCUGCUGAUGUAGAUGGGGAUGGAACUUUAAAUUAUGGCGAGUUUGUGGCUGUCUCUGUGCACCUUAAGAAGAUGGCGAACGAUGAACACUUGCAUAAGGCUUUUAACUUUUUUGACCAGAAUCAGAGUGAUUACAUAGAGAUUGAGGAGCUGCGUGAGGCUUUAAAUGAUGAGGUGGAUACUAGCAGUGAAGAAGUUAUUGCAGCUAUCAUGCAAGAUGUUGACACAGACAAGGAUGGACGAAUAAGCUAUGAAGAGUUUGCGGCAAUGAUGAAAGCUGGAACGGACUGGAGGAAAGCGUCGAGGCAGUAUUCCCGGGAAAGAUUCAACAGUUUGAGCCUCAAGUUAAUGAGGGAAGGUUCAUUGCAAUUAGAAGGCGAGAAUUGAGAAAGGUUCUUUGUUUCUGUAUCUCUUAAAGAAGUAAAAAGAAAAGAAAAAAACAGUAUUCUU